CCUGGUGCCACGCCACAACCCGGUUCUCGCUGGCUUUAAACAAAUAUUUAUCGCCGUCCGUCCACAUCCUUCUCUUCUCUCUCCUUACUUUGCUCAAAUUCAGGUGCAACCAUCUUGCUAACACCUAUCUCCGAAUCCUAAUAUUGUCGCGCGAACUUCCCCAUGGACUUUAUGCCUCGAUACGCCUAUAAAGUAACACGAACCUCCGCCUACUACACACACAUCAGUCGACCCAGACCCAAAACUAUACCCAAGUGACAGAAUUUUCAGCUAGACGAGGAUUACUUGCUGCACAGCUUUUGAUCAUUUGAUCGUUAUAAACUUGCCUAUAUUCAAAAUUUGCAAGUUUUCCUCGUCGAUUAACCUCAGUACUUUUUGCACAUUCGCAUUUACAAAACCACUUUUGGACUUAGCCAAGACUUCGGCAAAAUGAUGAACCACGCUCGAGUCAAGGCCCUCAAAGGCGACGGAAAGACCACAUCAAAGAAAGCCAUCAAGUCAGGUCGUGCUUCUGCUGGUUUGACUCCUCGAGGCUCUCCUUUCGCUUCGCUUCUUACGUCACCCGCGCAUUCCGCAGCCCCAAGCCGGGCUGCUUCUGACGAGAGUGAAGAUGACUUCGAAUACGACGAUACCAUGAGCGUUGCUUCCGGAAGCUCUCUAGUCGACACCAACGAAGACGGCACCAAUACAUUCGACGCCAAGCAGUUCAUGGAAGAACUUCAGGAUCGCAAGCACAACAAUAGCGAUGCGCGAACUCAACUGCUGGAACUCUACAUUAAGGUUUUGCGACAUCGAUUUGCUCCUGCCACCCACGAGUGGCUUGAUGAGUCGGCCAACGAACUCGCAGAGCUUUUCAUUCGUGGCGCCAACCGCGGCAUGGAAGCCAGAGAGCGACUACUUUACCUUCAGGCAUAUCUUCUGACUCUUAGUUCCUCAGAGGACGCCAACAUUUACGAACAUGCCGAAGGAACUCUCAAGCAGAUAAUUGCCGACGACGAUGAUGAGGAAUGCAAGGCUUUUGGCAUCUACGCAUUGUGCUUUACUGUGCUUUAUGGCGGCGGUGGUGAGACGGAGGCCCUUGAGCUGCUCGACUAUCUAUACGCUAUUGUUGAAUCCGAUGGAGACAAUAUUGAUUCCUAUGACAAUGGAUUUAUUGUUGCGGCUGCUCUUCGAGGUUGGGCCUUUGUUGCUAGCCAUGUGGACGACUUUUCAUAUGCCGCCACCAUGGCUUUGGAUGGAUUUUACGAACAGCUUGACAGCGUUGAUGUUGGUGUUCAAGCUCAGGCCGCUGCCUGCAUUGCACUCAUUUUUGAGGCGGCGCGCAACCAUGAGGAAGAGACAGGAGAAUCUUGGGAUCUUCCCGUCAACCCACAGAAGCUCACAGGUCGCAUGUCAGAGCUCGCCAAGCAGAGCUCCAAAUCAGUAUCAAAGAAGGAUCGCCGAGACCUUCGAGAUAGCUUGAUGAGUGCUAUCACCUCACUCGAGAAGGGUGUCGGACCAGGAUAUUCGUCAGCUGGCUAUACACCUCAGAAGGGCGAUAAGCGCCCAACCUCCAAGCCCAAUGAGGAUGGUGUCAUUGAAUUUGGAUACCGUCACAAACUUCGCCUCGGCAACUACGUCGCCGUGAUCGAUUCGUGGUCACUCUCUUCCAGAAUCGACAUGAUGAGGCUUCUGUUUGGAGGACACCUACAAAAGCACAUUUUUGACAACCCUGUCGUUGCUGAGUGUCUAAGUGACGCCGACUUUAGCGACCAGGGACCAGUUGCUAAGAAGUCCCCUAAGAAAUAAGACAACUGCAUUGCAUUGGGAAUUUUGAGGUUUGGGUGUUUUGCGGGUGUUUUGAUACAGACUUUAUACCUGGGGGAUUAUUACAUGGAGGGUUUCCAGAAGGGCAUAUGUUCUUGGCCGGUCUUCGACGAUAUUGUCGGAAUAGACGAAUGGAUGAUUGUGUUAAUGUGAUUUUCUGUCGCAUUCUUUCAAGCGGCGAUGUUUGAUGAGUUUAUUUUGCCUGACAUCUCUAUCAAUACAGCGUCUUCAAAGUCA
Messenger RNA from Fusarium oxysporum Fo47, 2043 nucleotides. Its product is annotated as interferon-related developmental regulator-domain-containing protein. The record is from RefSeq and is a predicted model, not a curated record. NCBI's taxonomy places the organism in Eukaryota, Fungi, Ascomycota, Sordariomycetes, Hypocreales, Nectriaceae. The transcript has a single exon. Bases 430 to 1788 code for a protein of 452 amino acids.